GAGGUUCAGUCCAACAUGGCGGUGCACAAGCUUCGUUCUUUGCCUGCUGUCAUUUUCCUUCUUUCUGCUGCUGUUCUCGCUUUUCCCAACCCAAAACAGUCGACCUGUGGAUAUAAGUCAUGUCCAGCAACAAAGCCAUCGAUGCUGAAUGUGCACUUGGUGCCUCACACACAUGAUGAUGUCGGCUGGCUUAAGACUGUGGAUCAGUACUUCUAUGGAGGUCGUAAUGACAUCCAGCAUGCUGGUGUUCAGUACAUCCUGGACUCGGUGGUGGCGGAGCUGCUGAAGAAUCCAGCACGCAGGUUCAUUUAUGUGGAAACGGCAUUUUUCUACCGCUGGUGGAAACAGCAAGAUGAGGACAUGCGCCGCAUCGUCACUGAACUGGUGGAUGAGGGUCGUUUGGAGUUUAUCAACGGUGGUUGGUGUAUGAGUGAUGAAGCCACCACCCACUACAGUGCUGUGAUUGAUCAGAUGACACUAGGUCUCCGUUUUCUGAACGAGACAUUCGGUGAAUGUGGGCGGCCCCGAGUGGCCUGGCACAUCGACCCGUUCGGCCACGCACGUGAGCACGCCUCCAUGUUUGCCCAGAUGGGAUACGAUGGCUUCUUCUUUGGCCGCCUGGACUAUCAGGACAAAGAAAGCAGGAUGCAGAAGAGAGAGAUGGAGAUGGUGUGGAGAGCAAGUGAGAGUUUGAAACCCCCCAUGGCUGACCUCUUCACUGGUGUUCUCCCUAAUGGUUACAACCCUCCAGCUGGAUUCUGUUGGGAUCAGUCCUGCUCUGAUGAGCCUGUAAAGGAUGACCCAGACUUGGAAGAUUACAACGUGGACCAGCUGGUGGACAAAUUCAUUAACAUUUCAUACACACAGGCUAAGACGUACAAGUCGAACCACAUCAUCAUGACGAUGGGCUCUGAUUUCCAGUACGAGAACGCUAACCCGUGGUACAAGAACAUGGACAAACUGAUCCGUUAUGUCAAUGCACGACAGGCGAAGGGCAGCAAAGUCAACGUCUUUUACUCCACCCCUUCUUGUUACUUGCAGGAACUGAACCAAGCUGACCUCACCUGGCCUUUAAAGACUGAUGACUUUUUCCCUUAUGCGGAUGAUGCUUACGAUUUCUGGACUGGUUACUUUACCAGCCGACCAGCACUGAAACGUUAUGAGCGCAUCAGUAACAGUUUACUGCAGACGUGUAACCAGCUGGAAGUGCUCGGUGGCCCAAAAUCAAGAAAAGGCCCCUUUGGAGCAGGAGACAGUGACACGCUCAAGCGUGCGAUGGCUGUAGCACAACAUCACGAUGCAGUUUCUGGCACUGAGAAACAGCAUGUUGCCUAUGACUAUGCAAAGAGGUUGGCGAUUGGCUGGGAUCACUGUCAGGUGUUGGUCAAAAACUCUCUGGCGGUUCUGAGUGGUUCUGACAUGACUCGUGUAUUUUGUGAGAAUCUGAACAUCAGUGUGUGUCCUCUCACCGAGAACAGCAAACAGUUCUUAAUGACUGUGUAUAAUCCUCUUGCUCGUCCUGUGAGCUGGUCAGUUCACCUGCCUGUUAAUGGAACUGCAUACAACAUAACGGACUCCAGCAGCACAGUGGUGGACAGUCAGGUGAUCCCUGUGUCUAAAGCCACUCAGGAUUUAAGAAGAAAUCAGAGUUAUGCUCAGUUUGAGUUGGUGUUCAGGGUCCAGGCUCCAGCGCUGGGCUUUAACACCUACACUAUUACAGUGCUGCAGAAUGACACUGACCCGUUCCCACCCAAAUCCAGAGUCCCACCCUCCAUCCAAAAUCAGUAUCUAAAGGUAAACUUUGACACUGACACGGGACUGCUGAGCGGACUGACCAACCUGAAAACACAACAGACCAUCAAGCUCACACAGAACUUCUACUGGUACAAUGCUAGUGUUGGUAACUCUGAGAGCAGUCAGCCAUCGGGGGCAUACAUUUUCAGACCAAGUUCUUCUACACCCUUCAUCGUUAACAAGAAACCAGAAGUCACUGUGUUACAGAACUCUGUGGUGCAGGAGGUCAGGCAGCAGUUUAGCUCAUGGGUGUCUCAGGUUGUGCGUUUGUAUGCUGAGAGCAGAGAGCUUGAGCUCGAGUGGACUGUAGGACCCAUUCCAAUCGGUGACGGUGUAGGUAAGGAGGUGAUAACGCGCUUGGACACAAACAUAGACACGAAUGGAUACUUCUAUACUGACUCAAACGGAAGAGAGAUUCUGGAGAGACGGAAAGACUAUCGGCCCACGUGGAACCUGAAUCAGUCGGAGCCAAUAGCGGGCAAUUAUUAUCCAAUAAACACUCGUUCUUUUAUAAAGGAUGGUCAGAACCAGCUGUCGGUGGUGACCGAUCGCUCUCAGGGAAUCAGCAGCAUCUAUAACGGCUCGCUGGAGAUAAUGGUGCACAGGCGGCUCUUGCGAGAUGAUUACCGGGGCGUGGGUGAGCCUCUCUCUGAGCCGGGCGAAUAUAACGAAGGCCUGUCUGUCCGUGGUCGCUUCCUGCUGGCUCUCACUUCACCUGAAAGCGCAGCUGAUACACACCGUCCACUUGGGCAGGAGCGAGUCUUCCAGCCACUACUGUCCUUCCAACAGGGGGCAACACAGAGCACCACACCACAGUUCUCAGGUCUAAGUGCUGAACUGCCCCCUUCUGUCCAUUUGCUCACACUGUCUCAAUGGAACGACGACUCGGUGCUGCUCAGACUGGAACAUCAGUACCAAAGCAAAGAGAGUUCGGAACACUCACAACCGGUUACUGUCAAUCUACAGAAACUCUUUUCCACUCUGAAGGUAGUGGGGGCAUCGGAGAUGAGUCUGGGGGCCAAUCAGUGGAAAGAAGAUAUGAAGCGCAUGCAGUGGAACCCCAGUAGUGACAAUCUUGUGAAGCCCCUGCAUGAGAACAUGGAUGACCCCUCUCCGUGGGAGAUCACACUAAACCCAAUGGAGAUUCGCACAUUCCUGCUGCAAGUGCACCAGAAAUAGCCUUUAUCACAGACGUAGCCACUCAGGAAUAAGUGCCAAAUGGAACUAGCCAAUCACAAUUCAGCAAGGGUUUAGUAAAAGAGAAAAAUUGAUUUGGAUACUAUAGACUCUAAUCUCACUAAGUGCACUAUCACAAACUUUUCUAUUUACACAUGUGGUGAAUUAUUUCUUGAUUUUUUGGGUGGUUCCUUUAAUGGAUUGUGAAAGAUAUUAUCAAAUCAGUUUUGUGGUUUUGUGGUAUUAUAAUAUCUGAUUAGCUUCCUGCUCUAUGUGCAUUGUUUAUAGCUGGUAAAAUGUCCAGGCUAGCCAGCUAAAUGGUUUACAGUUUUAAUGCAUUUUUAAAAGUUCGUUAAAAUUAAGUAGAUCUCUUUGGUUGAAAUGAAGUUAAUCUAAGUGUCUUAGUGAUCAUGAAUGUCCCAAAGCCUCACUUUACCUUUCUGGAUUUAAGGGUCUUGAUAACUGUUAUGCCUUAAGAACAACGUGUAAUUCAGACAUGCUGGAAAUGUGUAGUUAAAGUUUUAAUACUGUUCAACACUGCUCCUUACAUAACAUGCCUCCUGUUCCAUAAAUACUAACUUACCUAAGCGGCAGAAAUCUAAAGUUGCUCAUUUUAAACUUAGACUGAUUGCUGCUUUGCCUUUUGGAUACAUUCACUUUCUAAUAGCUUGACAAUGUGAGACAGCUUAGUACAGAAUCUCACUGCCACAACUGUAGUAUUAUUAGACGCUGGUCAUAAAGUUCUGUCUUGAAUUGCAUUACUUGUGGCCCGCCAGCACAGUCAAACAGAACAAAAUAAUAAAGUAUAUUAAUUCAA
Trichomycterus rosablanca is the source of this 3787-nucleotide messenger RNA. RefSeq names its product mannosidase, alpha, class 2B, member 1 (gene man2b1). NCBI's taxonomy places the organism in Eukaryota, Metazoa, Chordata, Actinopteri, Siluriformes, Trichomycteridae. The transcript is spliced from 23 exons. The record is from RefSeq and is a predicted model, not a curated record. The coding region runs from base 16 to 2973 and encodes 985 amino acids. Gene Ontology annotation, molecular function: alpha-mannosidase activity; carbohydrate binding. Gene Ontology annotation, biological process: mannose metabolic process. Gene Ontology annotation, cellular component: lysosome.